GAGGGCAGAGCCACAGUCAGAGCUGGUCUGAGCUGUGUACACUAUAGUUGUUGGCCUAUAACUGAGAAAUAACUGCUUUAAAUCAGCUAGAAGACGCUUAAAACCCCUCAAUAGCUCACUUUAGUUCACUGAUCAGAGCUGUUAAAAGCUGAUUUGACUUUCAGAGAGGUAAAGAAGAGAGAUUAGAGAGACAGAGGAGGGCGUGACAGGGAGACAGCCGAGCAGGCAAGCUGCUGCUGCAAGGGGAGGAAGAGCAGGCUAUGCAUCAGCCAAAGCCAGAGGUUAAGAAAAAAAGUGAAAGAAUAGUGAAAAGGUAGACUCAGAGAGAGAGGGGUCAUUUGUGAUCUGAGCCAGAAAAACAGAAGCCAGCCUCUCUUUGUUGUUGUGUGGGUCACUGAGCAGGGAGGAGGAUGUGAAGGAGAGCAGCGUGGAGGAAGGGAGGCGACUGCAAGAAAGACAAGAAAAAUGCUCUCAGAGAUGAUGUGCAGGAGGAGCUGCCAGCAGCAGCAGCAGCAGCAGCUACAGCAGCAGCAGCAGCAGCAGCAGCAGGAUGGAAAGGGGGCUCCGCAGAGGGACCCUUCCAGCCGCAGGAAGCACGGCUGGUCCAAGAGCUGCAGGGGGCGCAUGCAGGGGCGAAGGACAGGAGGGGGAGGGUGGCCAAGAGGGCGAAAUCACCACCCUCAACGUCAUCAUCCUCAUUACCAUCAUCCCCUACACCUCCAGAGGCCGGUGAUGUCCCUCCGGCCCGUUAACGUCAAAGGAAACAGAGCAAGGGGGAUGCGUGCCCCCAAGAACACCAACCAGUUUUUAAUGCAUGAGAAGUAUCAGAUGCUGCACAUGCGCUCCGACUCAGUGGGGAGCGACAGUGGCAGCAGCUCCGACAGCGACAUGGAGCUCACAGACAUGGACUCAUACCUGGGCGUCCUGGAGAAUGCCAGAGGAGCCCUCUUGGACAGUCCCAACCCACACAGCUCAACGACACCACCAGGGCAGAUCCUGGUACUGCACGAGGACAGUCUGCGUCUGCAGGGGGACAGUCUGCGUCUGCAGGAGGACAGCAUGCAGUAUUUCCCCUCUGAAGACGACCUGAUUCAGAGUCAGAAUUUCAUGCAGAGGGACUUUGUUGAGUUCUGUGACAUCCUGACGUCCUGAAGGGAAACUUUCAGGGAGCCAUUUUGUCCUCAGCAGUGUGAAACUCAAACCUUCAGACUGAACUGAGCCAGGUUUGUUCUGCUUCAUGUUCACAGCUAAAUUUAAAAAAACUCCAUCUUGUCAAGUCAUUUAGCCUUAAAGUGUCAAGAAUAUGCUCGCAGGGUGAGAUGAUGUCACCGGUUUCCAGCAGUUAUCAACUUUUUAAAAAUAAUUUUUAAAAUCAAGUGUCAUUUUCUUAAUACUCAAUCUGCAUUGAUCUGCCUUACUUUGUCUUUUUUCAAGAUACUAACAUUAAUGUUUAGCGAACAAUAAGAACUGUACUGAGAAUAAGUGAAAUUAUUUCACCCUGUUGGUAUUUUUAAGAAAAAAAAACUUUCACUGAAUGCAAGAUUAAAUGACAUUAUUAAGACGGAUGUUUUUUUUACAGUUAAUGUCUGGUCAUGUACAGUGUGUCCGGGUGCUGUAAAGUGCUGCCUUUCUGUUGUUGUUGUUGCACACAAAGGGAAAUGGGCAGGGUGGUGGGAGUGAGCCCAAACAGCCAAUCGUCAUCGAGCUGCCAAAAUUAGGCUGCAGAUGAUUGGCUGAUGCAGACUGUCAUUAACAAAAAAAACCUUUACUGUACAGAAUAAAAAACAACACAAAUAAAUAUCUGAUUGGUGUAAA
Molecule: messenger RNA, 1815 nt
Organism: Morone saxatilis (striped sea-bass)
Lineage: Eukaryota; Metazoa; Chordata; Actinopteri; Moronidae
Product: coiled-coil domain-containing glutamate-rich protein 1
Exons: 1
Coding region: 466-1152 (228 amino acids)
Source: RefSeq, a predicted model, not a curated record